Molecule: messenger RNA, 204 nt
Organism: Danaus chrysippus (African queen)
Lineage: Eukaryota; Metazoa; Arthropoda; Insecta; Lepidoptera; Nymphalidae
Source: the annotation of a GenBank genome assembly
AUGAAGUUUUUCUCGGUAUUUGUUGUUAUUGUAACUGUGUUAGCAGUGUUUCUCGGUACUAAUGAAGCCCGACCAGGAAAAAUACCCAUUAAUGCUAUAAGAAAAGGAGCCAAAGCUGUUGGUCAUGGUCUUCGAGCUUUGAAUAUAGCAAGCACAGCUCAUGAUAUUGUCAGUGCCUUCAAACAUAAGAAAAGGAAGCAUUGA